GCGCAGCCGGUGUCGCGCGUGCUCCUGGCCCGGGGGCGUGGGUGCUGUGUGCUGCGGUCCCGGCUCCUCUCCGCGGCGCUUUUGCUUCCCGGUCCAGGACGCCGCUCCGCGAGCGCGGGAUGUUCCCCGAGCUCAACAACCUCCUCGAUGCCUCCCCGGACCGGCCGGAGCCGGGGAAGCUGACUCUGCUCUGUGACGCUAAGACCGAUGGCAGUUUCCUUGUGCACCACUUUCUCUCCUUCUACCUCAAAGCGAACUGUAAGGUGUGCUUUGUGGCUCUCGUUCAGUCCUUCAGUCACUACAACAUCGUGGGACAGAAGCUGGGUGUCAGCCUGACCGCGGCCCGGGAGCGCGGGCAGCUGGUCUUCCUCGAGGGGCUCAGGUCGGCCGUGGACUCCUUCUUCCGGGCUGAGGGGGAGGCCCCGCCCCUGCGGUUCCUCAGGGAGGCCACGGCCGGCAGCCUGCAGCCUCUGUUCCAGUUCGUGCGGGACGCCCUGGAGCCCGGGGGCCCGGGGGCGGCCGGCUGGGCGCGCCCGGUGCUGCUGGUGGACGACCUCAGCGUGCUGCUGAGCCUGGGCGCGGGCGCGGGCGCCGUGCUGGACUUCGUGCACCGCUGCAGGGCCCGCGUGUGCUGCCAGCUGCAGGGAAACAUAGUGGCCCUGGUGCACGCCAGCGGGGACGCCGAGGACGAGGAGAGCGAGCUCCUGCUGAACGGCCUCAGCCACCAGAGCCACCUGGUCCUGCGGGCCGAGGGCCUGGCCACCGGCUCCUGCAGGGAUGUGCACGGGCAGCUGCGGGUCCUCUGGCGGACACCAUGGCCGCCCGCUGCGCGGGGCCGGAGCCUCACCUUCCAGUACAAGAUCCAGGACAAGAGCGUGUCCUUUUUCGCCAAAGGAAUGUCGCCUGCGGUUCUGUGACCCGAGGGGCGGACCCGACACGAGGGUGAAGCCUCUCCCCUCGCAGCCAUGUCCCCGCUGGCCGCGCCUGGCGAUGGCGGACUGUGGCUCUGCCUGUCCCACGUUCAGCAGACACGUGUGUCAGGACCCCGCACCCUGCUCUGCCGAGACGGAGCUGGGGAAGGGUCCUCUGAGUUUUCGUGUGACUCGCCACCCCCGUCUGGGCUGUGCCUUGGAGCAGGGUGGGCUGAGCACCGGCAGGGACAGUUCUGAUGGCGGGCCUCCUCGGGGACAGACGGGGUCGUCCUGGCUGGCACAGAGUGCGCCCCACAUCCUGGCUCCCUGGGCAUCUCGCGCAGGUCUCACCUUUGUCUUGCAAAGGUCCUUCCCUGAGCCCUGCUUGCAAGGCAUGGAGGCCGGAGGAGGCACACCGCUGACCCCGCCUCCUGGGAAGGGCGGGGCUCCACCAGGUCUGUGGGCCAAGGGCACCUGCUGCCAGAGGUGCUCCGGGGCCGGCAGAGAGAACAGGACGAGCGUGAAACCAGUGCAGGUAGCAGGAAGCCCACAGGCUGCCCACAGGAGAGCAGAGGCCCCUCGGCUGGUGGUGUGGGUGCAGGAGCAGAGGCUGGGUGCGAAUGCCCCUUUCUGAAAUAAAAAAAAAAAUUUAGAAAAAGGGUUAUUGCACCCACUUAUCCAGAUGACUUUCACCAGCAGUUUGUCAGGUUCUAUAAAGUGUUCCUCAGA
Messenger RNA from Pipistrellus kuhlii (Kuhl's pipistrelle), 1640 nucleotides. RefSeq names its product elongator acetyltransferase complex subunit 6 (gene ELP6). The record is from RefSeq and is a predicted model, not a curated record. Gene Ontology annotation, cellular component: elongator holoenzyme complex. The coding region runs from base 120 to 917 and encodes 265 amino acids. The transcript has 7 exons. Gene Ontology annotation, biological process: tRNA wobble uridine modification. NCBI's taxonomy places the organism in Eukaryota, Metazoa, Chordata, Mammalia, Chiroptera, Vespertilionidae.